AAAGGGCCCACCUUUCUGUUGUGGGAAGCUCCCUGAGGUCGCACGUGCGUCCGAGCCCAAGCCCCUCCCCUCCACUCCCCUCCCCGCUUGCCCUGGAGCCGCCAAGCGGCUGGCUGCUUCUCGGCCCGCCUAGAUAGCGCUCGACCCCACAGACCAGCAUCUCAGACAUAUGGAAAAAGAUAUUUUGAUCCCUAAAAUAAUGAGAGAAAAGGCCAAAGAGAGGUGUUCUGAACAAGUUCAAGAUUUUACCAAAUGUUGCAAGAACUCUGGAGUUCUUAUGGUAGUAAAAUGCCGGAAAGAAAACUCUGCAUUGAAAGAAUGUCUAACUGCUUACUAUAACGAUCCAGCCUUUCAUGAAGAAUGCAAAAUGGAAUACCUGAAGGAAAGGGAAGAAGUCAGAAAAACUGGAAUUCCUGCAAAGAAAAGGCUACAGAAGCUUCCAACAAGCAUGUAGGCAGAUACUCAAAUGACAUUCAGGAACUCUAAUAUUCAUGGAAGUCAUUUUCUAGUAUAUAUCACCUUAAAUAAUGAACUCAAGCAUGUAUGUUUGCUUUAAUUACGGAAAUACUGAAAUAAAUAUUUUAUUUCAAAAAAGAAAAAAGAA
Molecule: messenger RNA, 604 nt
Organism: Chlorocebus sabaeus (green monkey)
Lineage: Eukaryota; Metazoa; Chordata; Mammalia; Primates; Cercopithecidae
Source: RefSeq, a predicted model, not a curated record